UGUUGUAUAAAGAGCUCACCCACAGGUAGACUGAUGUUUAUUCAGGAUGCUGAUUACCUGUUAAUAAUCACCUGUCCCUUUGUGAGAUAAGAUAUACUUCCAGUGCCGAAAAGUUAAAAUAAAUCACACAAUAUGAUUUCGAGUGACUAUAUAUUAGAACUGUGCAAUGUGUUCUACUCCGGACAGGUGGAACCAGGGUCAUGCGUGCAAAGAAUGGUAGGAAAUAUAAAAACUGGAGUUAUACUAAAGGACGUUUCUAUGACGGUUCAUUCUGGUGAAGUAUUGGCUGUUUUAGGAUCUAAAGGUAGUGGAAAAAAGGCCCUCCUCGACGUCAUAUCCCGUCGCGCCCAGGGCCCCGUCAGGGGCCAGAUCCUUCUGAACAACCAACCCAUGAGCCUGUGCUUGUUCCAACAGAGGUGCGGUUAUGUCACACACAAAUGCGACUUCAUUCCCGGAUUAACAGUCGAGCAGACUUUGUACUACACACCCACCAAGUUAACUGGAUACUUGAAGAAGUCUAAAGUUAAACAAGUAAUGGCAGAUCUGGCACUAUCUCAGGUCUCCAAUAGAUGUAUAGACAGAUUGACGCAGAGCGAGUACAGGAGGCUGAUGAUUGGUGUUCAAUUGAUAAAAGAUCCAGUGGUCCUAUUGCUGGACGAGCCGACGUGGGACCUGGACCCAUUAAACACCUACCUGGUGGUGUCCAUCUUAUCGAACGCGGCGAAGAAGUACGGCACGGCCAUCGUUCUGACGAUGGAGAAGCCCCGCUCGGACGUAUUCCCAUUCUUGGAGCGGGUUCUUUACUUAUGCCUCGGGGACGUCGUAUACACAGGCGGAACGAGGCAGAUGCUGGAGUAUUUCAACGCUAUCGGAUUCCCUUGUCCGCAGCUCGAAAAUCCUCUCAUGUAUUACCUGUGCUUAUCUACAGUGGACAGAAGAUCGAGAGAAAGAUUCGUCGAAAGCAACCAUCAAAUAUCAGCCCUGGUGGAAAAAUUCAAGUUAGAGGGCGGUGCUUAUAGAAAAGGAUCCUCCGUUACCGGCCCAAAUCACACGUUGGACCAUGGUAUGAGCCAUGGAAGUAAGGUCCCUUUGUUGUUGGGUAGAGCAAGUUCCUUUUCUACAGGUUGUACGAUAUUUGUGAGAUUAUUAUCAGCAACAUUGAAUUUCAGAGCAGAUGGUAUCCGACAAAUGUUCCUAAGACUAUUUCUGCUGCCUCUAGUUUUCUUCUUUUUGUGGACGUUCUACAGAGAAAUGAAGGAUUUUCAGCAUACCUACAUCACCAGAAGCGGGUUAAUUUUCAACAGCCUAGCCGCCGUUUACUUUAUCGGGAUAGCCAAUACUAUUUUAAUGUUUCCUGCGUAUAGAACAAGAUACUUCCAAGAAUCUCAGGAAGGCUUGUACGGAGGCACUUUAUUCCUGUUAACUUACAACGCUGUUUCUAUACCGUUCUCCUUCUUGUCCACAGCAGGAGCAAGUGCAAUUAUUUAUCCAUUUAUUGGAAGCUUCCAGAACACCUUGGACUACCUGUACUUUAUGCUGAUACUCUGGGCAUGUUAUAUUUUCUCCGAACAACAAACCAUGGCCAUUCUAAUGAUAGUCAAAGAUCAUCUUUCCGCAGCUGUGUUUAGCAUAUACAUAACUUGCGUCUGCCUCACACUCAGCAGUGGAAUUUUAAGGUCAAUCAAGGGGCUUCAGGACUGGCUGUAUUACCUGACAUACGCCACACAAACCAGAUACGCCUCUGCUUUCCUCAACAGGAAAGUUUUCACAAACCCACUGUUGAACCAAGCGCUUGCCUUUGAUACAAAGCGCAACUGCACCAAUAUGAAUUUAAUCGAAACAUCCCUGCUGAACGGUCAUAACAGCGCUUAUUGCAGAUACGCCAGCGGGCAGUCGUAUUUGUCAGAAAGAUACAGCCGUGACCACACCGAUGUGAUAUUUAGUGGAAUAUUGGAGGAGGACCUGAAUAUUGGAAUAACUUUUGCGUUCGCCCUGGGGAUGAUAGUGUUUAAUUUAUUUUUGUAUUUGAUUCCCCUACCGGCUUUCGUUAAGGCUAAAUUUCGAGAAUAAAGAAGAAAGAAGGGGUAACCCUCUUGAAUUUAAAAAGUAUGUUGUGCAAUACUGAAGGCGUGAAAAAUUUGAAGAUCUGCAAAAAGUUACAAACUGCGGUAGUACUGGGACUGGUUAUUUUAUUUCCUCAAGAUCCAAAACAAUUACUGUUUGUGGAUAUUUAAUAGGACAAAUAAUUUGAGUGAAAAAAAAAUAUGAGUUAUUUUUUGAAGUGUACUAAAAUGUCCUAUUUAUUAAUUAUUUAGUUGCUAUUAGUUAUAUUAAGAAUUAUGUUAAGAUUUUUGUAUAUUUAUAUUUGCCCAAACGGUAGCUCCGUCCAUUGUCCUAUGGUUGCAAUAUUACAAGAAAUGUUAUUUGAAUUA
Molecule: messenger RNA, 2432 nt
Organism: Anoplophora glabripennis (Asian longhorned beetle)
Lineage: Eukaryota; Metazoa; Arthropoda; Insecta; Coleoptera; Cerambycidae
Product: ATP-binding cassette sub-family G member 5
Exons: 11
Coding region: 133-2070 (645 amino acids)
Cellular component (GO): plasma membrane
Molecular function (GO): ATP hydrolysis activity; ABC-type transporter activity; ATP binding
Source: RefSeq, a predicted model, not a curated record